AUGGUUGCUACCAAGUCUGUCCUGAGCGCUGUCGCUCUCGCCGGCGUUGCUGCCGCCGAAACUAUCGACGUCAUGGUCGGCCAGGGCGGCCUCAAGUUCGUCCCAGACAACAUCAAGGCCAAGGCUGGAGAUGAGGUCGUCUUCCACUUCGUCAUGGGCCACCACGACGUUACCUUGGGCAGAUACGACAGCCCAUGCAUGCCAAUUCAGGGAGAGAGCAUCUGGUCCGGUGUUGUCGACACCGUCGAGAAGGGCAAGGGCGUCACCUUCACCGUCCCAAUCCACGAUGACAAGACCAAAUGGAUCUACUGCUCCGUUGCUAAGCACUGCCAGAACGGAAUGAGUCUCGUCAUCAACGAGCCGUCCUCUGGAGACAACCAGGCCGACUACAAGGACCGAGCCAAGAUCGUUCCCCAGAGCGGUUCGCCAACCCAGGUCAAGGGAGGCACCCUCGGUGGCUCUGGUGGCUCUGGUGGCUCUUCUUCUUCUUCUGCCUCUUCCUCUGGCUCCUCCUCCGGCACUACCUCCGCUCCAACUCCCACUGGCGGCCACUCCAGCUCCCACCCCAGCUCUACCUCCGGCUCUGACUCCAGCAACACCCAGAGUACCCCAGAUGCCACCCUCAUUCCCAGCGGAAGCAUCCCCAGCGCCACCGGCUCUGGCAGCCAUAGCAGCACCCCAACUGCCUCCCCCGGUGCUGCUGCCGGCCUCAAGGGCAGUGCUGUUCUCGCUGGCGUGGUUGCUCUCGGUGCCUGGAUUGGCCUCUUGUAA
Trichophyton benhamiae CBS 112371 is the source of this 771-nucleotide messenger RNA. RefSeq names its product extracellular serine-rich protein. The transcript has 2 exons. NCBI's taxonomy places the organism in Eukaryota, Fungi, Ascomycota, Eurotiomycetes, Onygenales, Arthrodermataceae. Bases 1 to 771 code for a protein of 256 amino acids. The record is from RefSeq and is a predicted model, not a curated record.